This is a messenger RNA of Gadus chalcogrammus (walleye pollock), 3510 nucleotides long. RefSeq names its product dehydrogenase/reductase (SDR family) member 7 (gene dhrs7). The record is from RefSeq and is a predicted model, not a curated record. The transcript has 7 exons. The coding region runs from base 91 to 1101 and encodes 336 amino acids. Lineage: Eukaryota; Metazoa; Chordata; Actinopteri; Gadiformes; Gadidae. Gene Ontology annotation, molecular function: oxidoreductase activity.
ACAGGAAGUGACGUCGUGGUCAGAGGUCACGGCACGCCACUAGGGAACUUGUUUCACAAUGCAGGAUAUUCUUUAUUAUCUUCGCUAAUUAUGGACUGUUGUAUUCUCUUGGCGCUCUGGUACUUAAUUCCACUUUACGCACUGAUUCAAACUUUGCGCUUCAUUUUUGCUGAUGCUGACUUCACUUUACUCUGGGCACGCAUGUUUGGGCGGAGACCAGAAACCGAAUUAAAAGGCUUGGUGGUCUGGAUCACUGGAGCAUCCAGUGGGAUAGGAGAGGAAUUGGCGUAUCAACUGGCAAAGUGUGGCUCUCGGCUCAUUCUUUCGGCCCGUCGUGUGGAUGAGCUUAAUAGAGUGAAACAACGGUGUAUGGAGUGUUCGCAUGUACAAGAGGAGGAUGUUCUUGUUCUUCAACUGGAUUUGCUGGAGAGAAAAUCCUUCAAGUCUAAAACGAACGCAGCUAUCCAGCACUUUGGCAAUAUCGAUAUCCUGAUUAAUAACGGGGGCCGUAGCCAGCGGUCUCUGUGCUUGGAGACCAGCGAUGACGUUUAUGAUGCCUUGAUGGAGCUCAACUUCCUCGGCACCGUCUCCCUCACCAAACAAGUCCUGCCUCACAUGAUGCAGCGAGGAACGGGGAGUGUUGUGACUGUUAGCAGCGUGGCUGGCAUCAUCGGGGCUCCCCUGAGAGGAGGAUAUUCAGCCAGCAAACAUGCUCUCCAGGGCUUCUUCAACUGCCUUCGCUCUGAGCUGACGGACUAUCCGAAAAUACUCAUAAGCACCGUGUGUCCGGGGCCUGUGCAGUCAAAGAUCGUCGACAAUUGCUUCACAGAAGAGGUCGACAAGACGAUGGCCCAAGGACAGGACCAGCAGCACAAGAUGAGUACGAGCCGCUGUGUGCGGUGGAUCCUCGUGGGCAUGGCCAACCAGGCCAAGGAGAUGUGGAUAUCCGACCAGCCGGUCCUCGGCUUCUGCUACCUGUGGCAGUAUGCCCCUACAUGGGCGUGGUUCCUCACCGCUAUGUUUGGCAAAAGAAUAGUGCAAAAUUUCAAAGCCGGUUUGGAUGCAGAGCGCUUGCACUUUGCAAAACCUAAGGCCAGCUGAGGAGCAACAAUGAAGAGGGAAAGUGCUUUAGUGACGUCUCGAAAAGCCUGCCCUGGAUAUUGAGACGGGGACUUCAAGGUCCUUUAACUGAUUGAAAGAAUCAGAAGAAUCAGAUUGGGUUAAUCCUAAGAAAGCCCUUAGUGAUAAAUCCUACAAUAUACGAGUACAGUUCUUCCAACUGCAACGGUAGUUAUUCUGAAUUUGAGUUAUUUACUAUCAUAAAGACACUCCUUUCCUAUUCAUGCAGCAAGUUUUUUUGGUUUCUUUUUAAUACCGAUUGCUUGAUUAAUGAACUGAAUUACAGAAUUGAUUUUCUCCACGAAUGUAAUUAUUUUCACUUGUACACAAGUUCAUUUUAAACCUAAGGCACACAUCCUUAAAUGGCUAAUGGAUUUUUCCCUCACCAUUUCAGAGAAACAAUUAACUUAAUUAUGUUGGCUGUAUUGUGAACCGUGUUUGUCUCAGCAUCCGUAUUUUUCAUGAAAAGUUAAAUAACACCACAUGCAGGGAAAUCAUUCCAAGUAAAAUUACAAAUUCACAUUCUCUGACAUUCUGAAAUAUGCUUCUUUGUUUUAUCAAAUUAAAGUUGCCGUUUCGAAAUUCUGAGAGUAUUGCAUCGAUCAAAGAAGGUUUAAAUGUCUGGUUUAUUAAAUACUAAAACCCUAUUUCAUUGCACAACUGAGAACGUCUCAUUUGUGCAUAUGACAAUAAACACUUUGAAUUGAAUUGAAUUGAAUUGAAUUAAUGUUUACUGCUUAAUGGUUCAUGUUUGACCUUACCUGCCUACUGCGCGCAUAUAGACACAGGUUGUAUAGUGCUGUUCGUGACCUUGCCUCAGUCGGUUAUUUUUUUAAGAUGGGUGGGGCCUGACUCAGAUCAUAGGCAUACAACCCAGCUGCAUGCUGGCCUGGCCAGUGAGUCUGAUGGCUACACUGGGAAAAUGCUGAUCAGUCAACUGUGAAUCUCACCAGACUGUUGAUAUUCCCAUGGAAAUGCGAAUCAAAUUUGGUUUUAAAAAUAUAUACUAUUUGGGUAUGUGGCAUGCAGAAGAAAAAAUAACGAAUCUGCAUUAUUGAAUACGAAGCUCGUUCAUAUAACAUCUGGGCAGCAAUCCCAUGCAUGCGAUCGUAUACAAAUAUUAAGCUUAGGCCUACUUCUAGACGCAGUUAACGAGAGGUAUUUGGUGAGAAUAUUUUUCAAGCUGGCUCACCUUGAGUCAAUAGUCCGCGCCCGCCUAUGUUUAAUUAACAUUCCGCUCGUGGCGGAUUUAAUACAAAUUUGGGACACGCACGCGCACGCACACACACGCAAUUAACAAGCUGGGAAGUGUUUGUGUUGCUUGGCAACCGUCCAGUCCCAGCCCAGUCACCUUAUUGUUUGUGGAGCCAAAGAAAUGAUUCAACAAGCAAAUUAUCUUUGGUCGCUUAUAACCCUUAACUAAUAAACGGCUUUUGGAACUGUACUCUUGUACAUAAAGUAUUGUACCCACUACUGUCUUGUUCCUACUGCAUUGUAUAAUCUGUGUUAUACGCGUCUUGCUUCCUCUACUGUCUUAUUGUUCCUACCGUCUUGCUAUUCUAUGCCUUAUUUAGACCACACGAUGUUAAAGCCAACAUCAGCACCUCAUUAGACCACCUAUGUGCAUGUGGUGCUAACCCGAUCUCAGAAUAGCUUCUGUCUCUGCACAUGGAGAGGUCAACACGAUAAGUCAGACCCUGUAGUUGGGGCUCCUUCACCAUCCUGCACACACCGACAUAGAUUGAAGGUUUACCUGGAGAUGCUCCAUGGACCCCUCCAGAGUGCACGUCUGCCUCUCUGAAUAAACCACGUGUUGAACAUUUACCACUCUCUUAGUCACACCUAGUCCCGAAACCACAGAGGACUACAAUGACGAUCCAUCACAGCUUUCGAUGGUUAUGAAGGCUAAUUGAGGUUAAUUAGAAACAUCUGUACAGCCAAGUGAUACAUAAGGUAGUUAAAAGUCUCUGUUGUACUGUAUAGCAGUGGUCAUGCCUCGUGUCCAAUCAAAUUACCUGGUCAGAACCUACUGUCGUAUAAAAAGCUGUAUCACAAUCAAGGUCGUGCUAUUAUACUGAACAUCAGCACUGCUCUUUGUACCUACAGCCGUGCUGAUAUUCAGUAGAACAGGACUCCCUUUCGUUUGCUAUUGCUUAGUUAUACGCACAAUAGCUGGUUUACCGAUUCAUUCCCUUUUAUCCAGAAGAGAUUACAAUGAUGGACUACAAUCAAACACCCUGAAGACGUUUCCUUUGGCAACAUUUUAUAUAGAAUUGCCAGAAUCUUGUACAUCUUUUUUCCCUCUUUUGUAGGAUGCACUGUUUUGUCCCAAACAACAGAAAACGGACAAUGGAGCGAAAAAGAGAUUCAGUUGCAUUACUAAAAGCCAGC